GCUGGAGGAAGUACCACGAGCGUUUCCGUUGCAUCCGUGUCUGCGCAGUCCCGAUGAGGAGCUGCGUUUCCUGCGCUGCUGCGCCCGUCUGCUCAUGCUGCGUCUGCUGCCCGCGCGGGACGCUCGUUCACGCAGUCUGCGCCUCUUACUGGUGGAGGUUGUCGCUACUAAAGUGUUAAAGCCAUUGGUGGACGUGUUGAGCGAUCCAGACUACAUUAACCGCAUGCUGCUAGCUCAGUUAGAGCACCGAGAGCAGGUGAACGAACAUCAUAAGAAAGCGUACACAUAUGCGCCGUCCUAUGAGGAGUUCAUCAAACUCAUCAGCAGCAGCUCUGACAUACAGUUCCUCAAACAGCUCAGGUAUCAGAUAGUUGUGGAGAUCAUUCAGGCGACCACCAUCAGCAGCAUCCCACAGCUGAAGAGACAGAAAGACAGUAAAGGGAAAGAGGCCGCCGCGCUAAAGGCCGACCUGUUACGUGCCAGAAACAUGAAGCGUUACAUUAACCAGCUCACAGUGGCAAAGAAGCAGUGCGAGAAGCGGAUCCGGCUCCUCGGGGGUCCUAACUAUGAGCAGCAGGAGGACGGAGCCCAGGAUGAAGGGGACGGUCCACAGAGCCAACGGAUACUUCAGUUUGAGGAGAUCAUGUCAAACGCAGUGUACCGGGAGCAUUUCCGUGUCUACAUGGAGCGCGUGGACAAGAGGGCUCUGAUUAGCUUUUGGGAGCUGGUGGAGAUGCUCAAGAGCGCCAACAAGAAUGAAGUGCCACAGCUGGUUGGAGAGAUCUACCAGAACUUCUUUGUGGAGAGCAGGGAGAUCCCGGUGGAGAAGGCUCUUUAUAAAGAGAUCCAGCAGACGCUGGUGGGGAACAAGGGUACAGACGUGUUCCACAGGAUCCAGGGAGACGUGUACGAGACCAUGAAGGAGCGCUAUUACCCAUCCUUCCUGGUGAGCGACCUGUACGAGCGGCUCAUUAAACGAGAGGAGCAAAGGAGCAGCUCACAGUCCAGCAGCGAGGAGAAAGACGACGCCGGUCCGGUGAUGGAAGGAGGGGACGUGGCCCUGGAUGAAGGCAGCAAAGGCAUCAACGAACAGGCCAGUUACGCCGCAACCAAACUACACCAGCUGUACGAGAGGCUGGAGUACAAACGCCAAGCCCUGGGCUCCAUCCAGAACGCACCACGACCUGAUAAAAAGAUUGUGUCAGCCUCUGAGGAGAAUGGCGAGCAGAUGGCGUGUUACUUUGUAGCAGUGAGUCUUUCUGAAGACGACGACUGCAAGAACAACCGCUGGACCGUCACCAGGAAGCUCAGCGAGUUUCAGACUUUGCACAGGAAGUUGACGGAGUGUUUUCCGUCACUCAAGAAAGUCCAGCUUCCCUCACUCAGUAAACUGCCAUUCAAAUCAAUCGACCAAAAAUUCCUUGACAAAUCCAAAAACCAACUCAACACGUUUUUACAGAAAGUGUUGACAGAUGAGCGCAUGUGUCAGAGCGAGGCGCUGUAUGCCUUUCUCAGUUCGUCACCAGAGCACCUGAAGGUCAUCGACAUCCAGAAGAAAUCCUCCUUCUCUCUCGCAUCCUUCCUGGAGAGACUGCCGGGAGACUUCUUCUCACACCAGGAGACGGACGGGAGGAAGGACGCGCUGGCUGAGCCCUGCUUCAUGCUGAUCGGAGAGAUCUUUGAACUCAGGGGCAUGUUUAAGUGGGUGCGGAAGACACUAAUUGCACUCGUUCAGGUCACGUUUGGACGGACUAUAAACAAGCAAAUCAGAGACACUGUAAACUGGAUCUUCAGUGAGCAGAUGUUGGUUUACUACAUUAAUAUAUUCCGGGACACGUUUUGGCCCAACGGGAAACUCGCACCACAUAACAAAAGCCGCUCGGAGAGUGAACGCAGAGAAACCAAGGAGAGAGCACAACAGAAGCUUCUAGACAACAUCCCAGAUGCACUUCAGAAUCUCGUGGGGCAGCAGAACGCCAGAUACGGGAUCAUCAGGAUCUUUAAUGCACUUCAGGAGACCAGUGCCAACAGACAUCUUCUCUACAUCUUGUUGGAGAUGCUGCUUAAAGAACUCUAUCCCGAGCUGAGCGUGGAGGCCGUACAGGCCUGAACAUCCUCACAUCACAUCAGAGGCUCAGGAUGUGUUUCUCUAAUGUGCUGGAUGGCUGUUUGUGGUGUUACAUUUUUUUUUUCGUUCUGUUGUUUUAUUUCUAAAACACUUGACUGACUCUGUAGUGCUGGAUCUAGGAAGCGUCAUGAAUAUGUUUGUGUUUUAAUCCGUUGAUGUGUUUCUCUCUGGUGAGAUUGGAGGAACGGACCACAUCCACUGCCAGCUGUCAUCUUCUGCUUUUCUUUCUCUCUUUUGUUUUCUUCUAGGGGGUUUUGCUGUGUAAUGUGAAGAACAGUGGAAUGAGUGUUACACAUCUGUAAAAAGAAGAACCCAGACCUCUGUAAACUCCCUACAUAUUAUUGUGACCAUUAUGAAAGCUUUUAAUCGUGCAAUAUGUCAUGUACAGUUAUUGUGAAGGUUCUGUUUGUGAUAUUAUAAUUAAUAUUGUUAUUAUUAUAGAAUUUUAUUUUUACCAAAAUAGAC
Messenger RNA from Sinocyclocheilus rhinocerous, 2593 nucleotides. Its product is annotated as sorting nexin-25-like. NCBI's taxonomy places the organism in Eukaryota, Metazoa, Chordata, Actinopteri, Cypriniformes, Cyprinidae. Gene Ontology annotation, molecular function: phosphatidylinositol binding. The annotation marks the transcript as partial. Gene Ontology annotation, cellular component: endosome. The record is from RefSeq and is a predicted model, not a curated record. The transcript has 16 exons.